Effrenium voratum is the source of this 447-nucleotide messenger RNA. Lineage: Eukaryota; Dinophyceae; Suessiales; Symbiodiniaceae. The record is from the annotation of a GenBank genome assembly.
AUGGGACGCAAGAAUCGCGAUUCCUCUGAAAGCGAAUCAAGCGACCGGCGCAAGGACAAGAAAACGCGCAAGGACAAGAGGGAAGAAAAGGAGAAGGAUGACAAGCGAAAGGAUCGGGACCGCCGGAGCCGCGGCCGCAGCAAGGAGCGGCGCAAGGAGCGGUCGGCGGAGCGCAAGCCCCCGCCCAAGCGAGGACGUUCAGAGUCGGACUCGGAGUCAAAGUCCUCAGAUGAUGAAGAGGAGAUGAAGGAGUUCCUUCUGAGUACAGACAUGCCGGAGGAUCAGAUGCUGUCGAAGAUGAUGGGGUUCAGUGCUUUUGACAGUUCCCAGGGGAGGGACCACAGUAGCAGUGACCUCAGCGACGUCAAGCGAGCCACCAAGCGCCAGUACAGACAGUACAUGAACCGGCGUGGCGGUUUCAACCGCCCGUUGGAUGCGGCAUUCUGA